AUGAAUGAAUUGCUUUCAAAAAGGUUGCUGCAUGGCGACGCAUUUCCUAAAAAUACUACCAGUGAAAGAGUAAAUGUAACUUAUAUAUUGAGAAAUGGAGAUGAGGUCAAAGUUCAAGGCAAAGUCGGUGACAAUGUUAUGAAAUUGUCGCAUAGGUAUGGGAUUGAAAUUGAAGGAGCGUGUGACGCAUCAUGUGCAUGUUCAACUUGUCACGUUUAUGUUGAUGAAAAAUAUAUAUCGAAAUUGCCCGAAGCAUCAGAAGCAGAAGAAGACAUGCUUGACAUGGCACCAUUACUUAAACCGAAUUCUCGUUUGUCUUGUCAGAUUUUGCUCACUAAAGAACUGGACAACAUUGUUAUUAUAUUGCCAAAAAUUACCAGAAAUUUUUAUGUUGAUGGACAUAAACCGAAGCCGCAUUAA
This is a messenger RNA of Dracunculus medinensis (Guinea worm), 420 nucleotides long. NCBI's taxonomy places the organism in Eukaryota, Metazoa, Nematoda, Chromadorea, Rhabditida, Dracunculidae. The record is from the annotation of a GenBank genome assembly.